This is a messenger RNA of Hirsutella rhossiliensis, 234 nucleotides long. RefSeq lists its product as uncharacterized. The record is from RefSeq and is a predicted model, not a curated record. Lineage: Eukaryota; Fungi; Ascomycota; Sordariomycetes; Hypocreales; Ophiocordycipitaceae. The transcript has a single exon. Bases 1 to 234 code for a protein of 77 amino acids.
AUGGCGCCAACCGUCGGUGUCAAACAACGAAAUAGCAGGCAUGGCGCACAUCAUGCCGACUUCCUCCGACGAUUUGCUCAACGCGAGAAAGAGAGACGGACGAUCACGAAACCAGGCGCUCUCGACGCCAGACAGCGCGCCGCCCUUCGUGAACAGCUGAAGGAUAUGCGCUUUCUCAAGCCGGAUUACGCCGACGGAACCAAGAUCAACAUCGCCCGGAUAUUGAGGAAAUAG